AUGCUACAUCAACCUCUCCACCAUCCCAUCCACAGGGAUCCCUUCCACUACUCUUCCAGCAGCCCUGAGAAGGCAGCGCCACGAUCUCACGUCGCCACACGUGUCAACCCCUACACCGUCAAAUCUCAAAAUACCCAAUUUUACGCUUCGUUGCGCAGCGCGGCAACGUCUGUUCCACUCGAUCCUCGGCUCACCAGCACAGUCGCGUCGAGGGCAAUAACAGCGACAGCCCCACUCGCUGUCGACAGUCUCUACAGCUCCUUGGAAGCUGCCACUGUCUCGCCAAGAUGCACGUCCAAGCCACCUCCUCUGCCAAGUAGACCCAACUCCAAGCUCACCAUGGUCAAGCCAAAGCCGAGACCUGUCAAAGCUCUAGCAUUGAAUGUAGAAGAAGCUACAGCUAAGCGCUUGACCGGUGCAAAGGGUGCCCUCGUACCCGCCGACAAGCGACGUAGAAGCGUCAAUGAAGCCGCCAAACAGCAUAGCAGAAGUGCUGCUGUUUCGCACAGCAUUCGUUCGCAUUCUCGCUCACAGACGCACUUUGCUUCGAGUUCUCCGACACAGUCAGCCUCCCCGGAAUCCCCGGUACCUUCGAGGCUGCAAGCUCGACCAGCGUCUAAGCUGGUUGUGCCCAGGAUUACCAUUCGCGCAGCCACACCUGUUGCCGAGCCUAGUCUUGACGUUGCUGCUGAGAAGCAAGGCAGCGUCAACGCAGCUCUGAGCAAUCACAGCACUCCACUGUAUCGGGAUGAUCUCCUUAUCGACCUCGCCGCCGACUUUUCGAAGAUCGAGGACGGCAUCGACAGCAUCCUCAGCAAGUAUUUUGACAUUCGCAAAGCGGCACCGACCAUCUGCACCGAGCUACUCCGCUACCUCGCCACCUCUCUCUGCAGACUGUACUGCUGCGUGAGAGAUCCCGAGUCUGAUGCAGGCCAACUCAAGCUGCGUGCCAUCAGCAGUCACCUCUUCAAACACACCGUCACCGGCUUCAUCCACCUCCUCGACGAUCCCAAGGCGCCCUACGCCACUGCGAGCAACCUAUCGCUCGUCACGCUCAAAGUCAAGCAAGACUUUGACACGGCCACAGAUUGGUGCUGUCGCGUCCUGAACGGUCCUCUCCUCGCACAGCAGAGCCUCGAGCAUGGCGAGCUCUUCCUCAGCGUGCUCAAUGCUGAACUAGACUCGAUCUUCGAUCGUGGAGUCGCCAUGACCAACAUGCACAACAAGCUCGAUGUUCCCGGAAAAGGCUGGUCAUUCACAUCGACCUUUGGAAUCGAUCCUCCUGGCGAAAGCGACGCUCCAAGUCGGCCGGGAUCCAGCACGUGGCAGCAUCGUAGGAAGGUAUGGGAGCAAUGGAUCCAGGAAGGCGAUGAACGCAAUCGGUUCGUCAGUCUCGACGUUCUCAGAUUUGUGGGUCAGCUGGUACUGUCUCGCGUUGUCGGCUUUCAGGUGCUCGCCAAAUGGCUUGAUCGCUUCCUCGUCCACACUGUUCAUCUCGGCAUCCCGUCCGCUUGGGAGAUCGAAUGCGCAUGUGCGCUGCUGUUGAGCGUGGGCGCUAUGCUGGAUCGACAGACCUCAUCGCAGAACAGAUCAUCCUGCGGUGGCGACAAAGGGCAAGGAACGGAUCUCCCGUCGAGCUCGCCGGCCAAGCAGGAUGCGGAACAGGCUGACUGUGCGGAUGUCGAAGGGCUUGGCAUCCUCAACAGUGCCAUGCAGAGAGUCGAUCGUCUGAUCGCGCAGAAAGAAUUGAGUCCGCUGGCCCGUAGCUGGCUCGUCCAAUUGCGUCAGCUGCGCGAGCGAGGAUGGAAGAAGCGCGAGGACGAAGCUAUCUCGCUCGACGAUGACUUCGACAGCGAUUGA
Molecule: messenger RNA, 1860 nt
Organism: Pseudozyma hubeiensis SY62
Lineage: Eukaryota; Fungi; Basidiomycota; Ustilaginomycetes; Ustilaginales; Ustilaginaceae
Exons: 1
Coding region: 1-1860 (619 amino acids)
Source: RefSeq, a predicted model, not a curated record